UUGUCUGUGUGCAGCAUCUCACACAUGCACUAAUCUGAUCAAAUAAAAGCUGUGUCAUGUGAAUAUGGGCACAGAAACCUAUCGCACUGCAUUCCUACUGCUGUUGCAUUAUGCAUGGGGAACACCUGAGAAAGAGGCUGUUUUUCACUGUCAUAGCAGCCUAGACAGGGUAAUUAAGUCAAUCAGGAGUACCCCUGCCCGGCACUUUCAAUCUAGAAUCAACAGAGGCUGAUAUCUGACUGACAUCAUUCAUCAGGCAGCUCUGGAACAGGAUUUUAAAGAUGGAGUUCUGGGUUUUGCCCAUUUGUCAGAUCAGCUUGAUGUUGACACUGAUGUCAUCCACUGGUCAGGGGUUAGCGAGCCAGGCGCAGAGUGCUUACUUCCUACCUGAAUUUGCACUUUCUCCACAAGGAAGCUUUCUGGAAGACACAACAGGAGAGCAGUAUCUCACCUAUCGCUAUGAUGACCAGUCCUCAAGAACCACCCGCUCAGAUGAGGAGAGGGACACUGGUUGGGAUGCCUGGGGCACGUGGAGUGACUGUUCUCGUACCUGUGGAGGCGGAGCCUCAUAUUCUUUACGCAGGUGUCUCAACGGAGUGAACUGUGAAGGCAGAAACAUCCGCUACAGAACAUGCAGCAACACAGACUGUCCUCCGGAGUCAGGUGACUUUAGGGCUCAACAAUGCUCCGCCCACAAUGACAUCAAGUACCAGGGACAAACCUACGAGUGGAUACCUGUGGCGUACGACCCUAUGUCACCCUGUGCCCUCCGAUGUCAGGCCCGGGGGAAGAGCCUGGUGGUGGAACUGGCACCCAAAGUGUUGGACGGCACUCGGUGUAAAGCGGACUCUCUGGAUAUGUGUAUCAGUGGGAUCUGUCAGGAAGUUGGCUGUGACAGACAACUGGGGAGCAACGCUAAAGAGGACAACUGUGGUGUGUGCGCUGGAGACGGUUCCACUUGCCGACUGGUCCGAGGUCAGGCGCUACCCCAUGUGUCACCUGAAGAACCCAUGAAGACGGUGAUAGAAGUGCCGAUGGGUAGCAGAGGCCUCCGAAUCACAGCCAAGGGACCAGACAUGAUUGUGAUUGAAGCCCAUGCACCAAACAGCCGGAGAGAAGAGGCCGUGUUCAGCUCUUCAGGCUCUCAUGCUCUGAGUAACAACACGGUGGAGUACCAGAGAGGAGCAGAAAGACAAACCCUCCGCUGCUACGGACCGCUGUCUGCAGACUUCACAAUUAAGGUGAAGUAUGCUGGCCCUAAAGACACAGUGAUGCAGUUUAUGUUCUACCAGCCCAUUCGCUACCAGUGGAGGGAAACUGACUUUUUCCCUUGCUCCGUCACCUGUGGAGGGGGUUAUCAGCUCAAUUCGGCUGAUUGCAUGGACAUUCGUUACAACAAAUCUGUUGCGGAGCACCUGUGCCACAGCUUCCCAGAGAACACCAAACCUACACCCAAACUCAAGGAGUGCAACAUGGAUCCCUGCCUUGAAAGUGAUGGCUUCAAGGAAGUGAUGCCCUACGACCAUUUCCAGCCUCUACCACGGUGGGAGCAGAACCCGUGGACGUCGUGUUCAGUGUCGUGUGGAGGGGGCUCUCAGGAGAGGAGCGUGGUGUGUGUAGAGGAGGACGUUCACGGUCAGAUCGUGCUGGUAGAGGAGUGGAAGUGCACACACUCCCCAAGGCCAUUCAGCAAACAGAGCUGCAACACGUUUGAGUGUCCACAGUGGAUGGCCAUGGAGUGGUCUCAGUGCACGGUUACUUGCGGCCCAGGUCUGCGGUACAGGGUUGUGCUGUGUGUGGAUCACAGUGGGCAACAUGCUGGCGGCUGCAGUCCCCACCUCAAACCCCAUAUCAAAGAGGACUGCCUGGUCCCCGUCGCCUGCCACAAACCACGAGAGAGCCAACCUGUUGAAGCCAAGUUGCCCUGGUUAAAACAGGCUCAAGAGCUGGAAGAAACCAAAGUAGCCUUGGAAUACCCAACGUUCAUCCCGGGUCCGUGGUCGGCCUGCAGUGUGUCUUGUGGUCUGGGAGUUCAAAGGCGUCAGGUGAAAUGUAAAGUGCUGCUGUCUUUCACUCAAGCUGAAGUCGAACUUCCUGAUGAAGAGUGUGACGAGGACAAGCCUCCCUUACAAAGGACCUGUGAUUCAGGCCCCUGUUUAGCAUCUCCAGACUCAUCGUGGCGGCCCCUGAGGCCCCAGCAGAUCCCUGAUCAGCAUGAUUAUGCUUGGGAAUACAUGGGCUUCACUCCCUGUUCUGCAUCAUGUGCUGUUGGCAAACAGAUGGCUGUUGUCAGGUGUGUGAGCACCUUGAAACAGGAAAUUGUUGAUGACACACUCUGCAACGGCUCCAAAGUUCAGCCUUCCUUGCUUCGCAUCUGUAACCCUCAACCAUGUCCUCCGAGAUGGGAGGUGAGCGUGUGGAACCAGUGUUCGGUGUCAUGUGGUGUGGGGCUACAGACGCGCAGCGUGUCCUGCGUGAGGUCUGUGGCAGGAAACCGCACUGAACUGGCGUCCAGCAAAGACUGUGUGGAGACGAGACCUCCAGAGUUGCAGGCCUGCAACCAGGUGGCGUGUCCACCGUCCUGGGAGGCUGAGGAGUGGCAACAGUGCUCUCAUUCGUGCGGCAGAGGUACGCAGUGGCGUAAGGUUUACUGUAGACAGAGACUAGCUACUGGAAGCUACCUCAGGUUGAGAGACGAGGAGUGUGCUGGAACCAAACCCGACGUCCACAGGACCUGCACCAACCCUGACUGUCUGCUGCCUCGUCUAGAAGGUGGAGAGUGGUCCAAGUGCUCUGUGACGUGUGGUAAAGGCAUCCAGCGGAGGGAACCUGUCUGUAGGAGACAGACGGCCUCCGGUCAGCUGGUCACUCUGGACAGGUCGUCCUGCAGUGACCUCCCUCUUCCUCCUCUGAUCAGGAGCUGUCGUAUGAGCCCCUGCAGCAAGCACAUUCACUCCAGAAAACGUUGCCCUCAGGUCAUUGGCCUGAAACGCAUCUACAUCCAGACCCGACAAGAAAAACGUCUCAGUUUUACCAUUGGAGGACGUGCCUACCUUCUUCCCAAGACCGCCGUCAUUAUCAAGUGUCCCGUGCGGCAUUUCCCCAAAGCUCAGAUCCGCUGGGAGAAGGAUGGGAGUGAACUGACUAGUUCCAAACGUCUGAGCAUCACCAAGUCUGGGGCUUUGAGGAUCUACAACCUGGAAGCUGAAGAUAUUGGACUGUACCGUUGCUGGGCCAAUCAAGAUUCAGACACCUUCACCCUGAAGCUGAUCGGAUACAAUAACAGACUCCUGGAACAGCCUGAAGGAAAGGGUUUGGGGAAAGAAAAAAGUAGGAACUUUCAUCCGUAUCUCAACAAAGAAGGAGGUUACGCUGGUUCAAAGUGCCAUGAGGGGUUUCCACCAGGAAAGAAGGCUCCAAAAUCUCACCCAAGCUGGGUGCAAAAAAAUGAGUUCUACCGAGACGAUCACGGCCAGCCUAAGGAGCUCUGGGAUACUCUUGCUUUGGGGAACUAUGCUUUGGCUUCAGGGGCCAGGAGCCACACAGGAGCCUUUGUCCUUGAACCUGCACAGUUCGAGGAGCUUGUGAAGAACAUCAGUCUGCUGGCAGAAAGCGGGGAUGUGUCGGAAGAAAUGGCGUCGCACCUGAUUGACAAACUAAUUGAGGAUUUGGCUGCCGCAGGGCAAGGGCCGCCUACAGAGGAAGGCACUACGAUGGACAAUCAUUUAGAUAAGACGCCAAACACUUCAGAAUUUACUGGAGAAAUGGGGUCGAAAAGAGGCAGUCGAGCGGUAAUCGUUCGACAAAGGCAUCACGGAUCUGCCAUGAACUUCCAGAGGGAUCUCAGGAUCCAUGUGGGCAGGAACGCUUACCUAACCAAUGCUACCCAUAGCCUCACGCUGGUGUGUCCCGCUCAGGGAUUACCACCUCCAAACCUCUCCUGGAGCAAAGAUGGAGCUCCACUACAGAACAACGACAGGGUAUCAUGGGACAGCGGUGGAGAGGUACACAUCUCCAGCCCCGGCGCCAGUGAUGUGGGCACCUACAAGUGCACCGCCACCAACGAGUUUGGCUCCGAUUCAGAGACAACACAUGUUCUGCUGGCUGAAACUCCCACGAUCGCUGCCUCACAGAGAAACACGUCAGAUCUGAGGAGUACCAGUCUGAAGGUGGUGGUUGGAGGUGUUAUCAGUGCCCGUUUAGGUGCCAACCUCACCCUGGAGUGCCCUGUCAAAGGUGUGCCUCGGCCAACAGUCAGCUGGCACCAUAAGGAGGGUCCGCUAGGCGCCAGCGCUAGUCCCCUUCUGAACGGAUCUCUGCUCUUGAGAAACCUCACACUGCGAGACUACGGCACCUACUCCUGCAUGGCUGCCAACAGCAUUGGAAAAUCGGUGGCCUCCAGCCUGCUGCGUGUGGCGGGAGGAUCAUUGGGUGAAUCUGAGCACCAGCCUUCAAAGGAGAUGAACAGGAAGAGGGUUCUGAUGGCCUCUGUGAUCGGCACCAGUGUCACGGUCAAACCUGGAGAUAUCUUAAGGAUAGGUUGUCCGGUGGUCCCCAGUCACAGCAAGCCCAUCAAGUGGUCCCAUCAGAACCAGACCCUGAAGCAGAGUCCAGGCGUGAGCCACCGCAUGCUGGUGGGAGGACGAGUUCUGGAGAUAAACACGCACGGAGGGAAAUUUGACGGACGUUACGAGUGCCAAACACAGAUCAACAACCAGCAGCGUCUCACAGCUUGGAUUCAUGUGCUUUCACAAGAGUUUGAGUGGCGUUUGGGCGAGUGGAGCUCAUGCAGCGCUUCCUGUGGCAACAGAGGGACUCAGAUGAGGAAGGUACGAUGUCUGACAUCAGAGGGCAGGGAGACGCCUCAUUCGGUCUGUCAUCAUCUUCCCAAACCGAUCAGUCAACCACGGCCGUGCAACAUCCUGGACUGCCCUCCCAGUUGGGCGUCAACAGUUUGGUCCAAAUGCUCCAGUUCCUGUGGGCGGGGCUUCAGAGAGAGGCGGGUCUCCUGUCAGCAGGUGGAGGCAUCAGGGAGCAUGAGGGUUCUGUCCAGCGUCAUGUGUGAAGGAUCUCCUCGGCCUGGAGACACUGAAGAGUGCACCUCUCACGCCUGUGUGGAGUGGCUCACCGGCCCGUGGGGGAAGUGCACGGGUCGUUGUCUGGGUCCUGCGGUGGCCACACAGAGCAGAACGGUGUCAUGCAGACACUUCAGCAACUCCACGUCCAAAACAUGUGACCCAAAAGAAAGGCCGUCAUCCGUGAGGAACUGCUCAUCCGAGAUGUGCGACGUGCACUGGAAGGUGUUACCGUGGAGGACGUGUACCGUGGCGUGCGGCAGCGGCUUCCAGUCCCGCCGAGUGGAAUGCGUCCAUCGGCAGAACAAAAAAACUCUCCCCGACCAGCACUGCGCCUGGCAACGACGGCCUGUUACCUGGCAACACUGCAACGUCACUUCCUGUGGCAGCGAGUGUACGGACAGAACCCACUACUGUCCUGUGGUGAAACGUCUCAAGCUUUGCCCUGUGGAUCUGUACCGGCAACGCUGCUGCCAGACCUGCUCACAGGACACUAGCGCCACCUAGUGCGCACCAGAGGCCAAACUAAAAGAUGCCCUUUUCAGUCACCGCACUGAUUGUCUCUCGUAAUACAGAAUAUUGUUUAAAUCGUGCAAACCCUUGGACACCUGGAGUGUGUGGACUAAAAGAUGUCUACUGGUGGCAGACGUGUGUUUUCUGGACUACAUUUCACUGGAUGUUUUUUCACAAUCAUCAGAAGUCCAAAGAGAAAAUCACUUGAUGAGAUUCGAGACUUGUCUCUUUGCAGAUUUCAUUUUAUCUUGCCCUGAAAGUGAUAUUGUAUGUGUAUUAAUUUAAGAGACAUGCAUUUUUUCUUGUGGAUAUGAGAGGACAAUCUUAUUGGACCAUUCACCUAUGUGAAGGAAAUUAAAAUGGAAGCAUCUUGAGUGUACAAUAUCAGUAGUACACAACUUGGGAGUAUUAAGAGAGACAUUUUCAGAGUCCUACCCUAAAGUCAACAUGAAAUACUGUCGCAACCCAUUUUACUUCUUUAACCUGAGUUUGAUACUUCAGAGUGAAAUAGGAUAUUCAAAGAAAAAUAUACGGCUGGGCUUCAUUUCAGCUAUAUCCAUUAGGACUUGAUUGGAUGGUGAAUGAAGUCAGGUGGUCAGAGGGGUGGAGUUAAAGAAGGAGAAGGGAUUUGUGGGGUGUUUCUCAAACAGAAGGCAUAUCUCAUGCACCAUUUUCGGAGAUGAAGGCAUACAUGUUAUAUUUUGUUUUAAGGUAAAUUAAUCACUAAGGCUGAGUUGUUAAAAAAGUUGAAUCUGGAUCAGAAUGAUCCAGGAUCAGGUUAUCCAUCUUACUUUUGUGCUGGUUUUUCAAAGCAAAAUUGGAUUGGAUCACCCUGAUCAAGAUACACACUUUUUCAGAUUACCAAAUCUGGAUUACUUGUGUUCUACAGAGCCCCUAAAGGGACAUGGUGAUAGAAAGAAUAUGAGAUGGGGGAAAAAACAAACAAACAAACAUUUCAAUGCUUUUGCGUUCUCUCAGAAAAGUUUUUUUUUGUAGCGUUCACCCAAAAAACUUUGCGUUCACUCGCAAAGAACUUUUGACUGGUUCAUGUCUUAUGAUUGUGCCAAUUUAGUUUACAAACAGUGAUAAAAAAAAAAACCCCACUUUGAAUCAAAUAUAGUAUUUUUGUUUGAUAUUUACAGCUGUCAAUUGCACCAAAAUCUCUUUUUUACUUUACAGUAGGUUACCAAAAGGUGGAGCCUAAUGUCUACUUUUAAUUUAUUACUUUAACAGUUAAACUAGUCAAGAACAAAAUAAAAAAUAUGUGUGUAUGUAUAUUACAUGAUAAAAAUGUUGUAUUUUUCGACCAGUUUUCGACCAAUUUUUGUUUGUAAAAUCCACCCUUUUGAUGGGAUCAGUAUAAUCCAGAUUUUUUGGAUCAAAGGUCUUACUAAAAAGUUUUGAACAACACAAACUGAUGAUUUUAUCCAGAUCAAAACCAAGACUGGAUUUUUUCAGAAUCCUUUUUUUUAUGACCCCUAUGAACAACCCAUUUUCAAGAUUUGAUCCAAUCCGAUAGCCAAAAUCCAAUUAGAUUACUUUUGAACAACUGGCCCUAAACAGCCAAUAAUUUGUAUUUUACUUAUGUCUACUAUGCUGCAUUCAAAUUGCCUGCAAGGGACCUUAAUAAAGUUGAACUUGAAAAAUGUAAGCCACUGCGAGACCACAGAUGGCUGUCACUCACUGUAUUGCAUUAAUAGAUAAAUUAAUACAAAGUAUUUUUCCAAAAUCAAGUUUUAAUUGUAUUUUUGUGCCGUGACCCUAGGGGCAGGAACAUGUGCGCACUUAUUAGACAUUCUCAUUGUAGCGUUCAGUGCUUGAAAUAACAUGCAAAUGCUGAUAAAUUGUGCACAAUAAGAGCAGUAGCAUGUUUUAAGAAAGUAAAAAGGGUUCAUUUUGUUUUCAUGUUGACUUUAUUAUUACAAAAUGUGUUAAUAUGGGUGUAGAAUGUAUGACAGAAAACCCGUUGACUGAUUGAAAUGGCAUGUGCCAUAAACGUCACAUUUCUCCAGCCGUCUUUUAGAUGUACGUUUUGUGUUCAAACAAAGUGCUGCAUUGUAAAAUAUGUCUUGUAUAUAAUGUGUUUUUAAGUGCAAUAUUGUACAUUGAGUGUAGAAAGUUUGGAUUUUAUUUUCUUACAUCUUGGUUUAGUUUGUCUUUAUUAUCCAUAUUUAAGAUUAAACACAACACAGACCUACGUACUUAUAGCACCUGAAGUGGAUUUUCCAUAUCUCUAAUAUAACGGUUUCCUACUGGCCUUUAUGCAUGUAUUUUAAUUACAUCAACAAAUGUUGUACAUAAGCCACUCACAGAGUUUAUCCAUGAAUUUACUCUUAUUGCAAUGUGGAGAAAGCAUCGCUACAUGAAUCUGUUGAGGAAGCGCUAGUUUUGGUACUAUUCACGUCAAUAUAUCAAACAGUCUAUGUGAUACAAAUACAAUAAAAUACAGUUUUACAAAUCA
Messenger RNA from Ctenopharyngodon idella (grass carp), 8049 nucleotides. It is a transcript of the gene adamtsl3, whose product is annotated as ADAMTS-like 3. The transcript has 31 exons. Gene Ontology annotation, molecular function: metalloendopeptidase activity. Gene Ontology annotation, cellular component: extracellular matrix. Gene Ontology annotation, biological process: extracellular matrix organization. The record is from RefSeq and is a predicted model, not a curated record. NCBI's taxonomy places the organism in Eukaryota, Metazoa, Chordata, Actinopteri, Cypriniformes, Xenocyprididae. Bases 282 to 5582 code for a protein of 1766 amino acids.